AUGUCGUGGUUAUUUGGCGGCAAGACCGAAGAACAAAAGAAGGAAGAGUCAUUCAAGCAACAGUUUGGGUUUGACCCAGCUCAAGUAAGUGACGUCUCAUCCAUAUUACUGGCUCCUGGUGUUCUUGACACCCAAAAAUUGCAUCCUUUGGCCGGUUUGGAGAAGGGAAUCGAGUACUUGGACUUGGAAGAAGAACAACUUACCUCUGUAGAAGGUGCCCAAGGGUUAAUUCCAUCUAGAUCUUGGUCUGACGACUUGUGUUAUGGUACAGGUGCCGUGUACUUGUUGGGAUUGGGUAUUGGUGGUGCUUACGGAUUCCAGGAGGGUCUUAAGAACUUGCCAAAGAAUGCUCCACCUAGAUUGCAAUUGAACACAGUUUUAAAUCACAUCACCAAGAGAGGUCCAUACUUGGGUAACUCUGCCGGUGUUUUAGCCUUGACAUACAACUUGAUUGACGCUUCUUUGGAUGCUGCCAGAGGAAAGCAUGACGACAUAAACUCCGUAGCUGCUGGUGCCUUGGCUGGUGCUAUUUUCAGAAGUAGUGCAGGUCUCAGACCAAUGGGUUACUCUACUGUAUUGAUGGCUGGUGCUGCCGGUGCAUGGUGUGGUGUUAAGAGACUUUUGGCUUAA
This is a messenger RNA of [Candida] anglica, 630 nucleotides long. NCBI's taxonomy places the organism in Eukaryota, Fungi, Ascomycota, Pichiomycetes, Serinales, Debaryomycetaceae. The record is from the annotation of a GenBank genome assembly.